Molecule: messenger RNA, 3079 nt
Organism: Prunus mume (Japanese apricot)
Lineage: Eukaryota; Viridiplantae; Streptophyta; Magnoliopsida; Rosales; Rosaceae
Source: RefSeq, a predicted model, not a curated record
CUGGAGGGCUGCUUUGGAGGAAGCAGCCAAUAUGUCUGGGUUUCAUUAUUCCAGCAAAACAGGGACGACAGAGGCCGAUUUUGUUGAGAAAGUUGUUCAAGAUGUUUUGAACAAAUUGAAUCGCGAAUCGUCAAGUGAUUUAAAGGGUCUGGUUGGGAUUGAAAAGAAAAUUGAGAAAAUUGAGUCGUUAUUAUGCUUGGAUUCACCAGGUGUUUGCUGUGUAGGUAUUUGGGGCAUGGGUGGUAUUGGCAAGACCACCCUUGCUGAUGCUGUAUUUCACAGGCACUUCUCGAAAUUUGAAGUCUGUUGUUUUCUUGCAAAUGUCAGGGAGAACUCCGAACAAACGAAUGGACUACAUCAGUUGCGAAAUAAACUUGUUGGUGAGAUAUUAAAGCAAAAAGAUGUAAGUAUCGACACUCCGUCUAUACCACCUAAUAUUCUAAUUAGGCUCAGGCGUACGAAGACGCUCAUUGUUCUUGAUGAUGUGAAUGAUGAAAAACAACUAGAAGAUCUUGUUGGUGAAAAUGAUCGGUUUUGCCAAGGAAGUCGAAUCAUUAUAACAGCUAGAGAUAAAGGCCUACUUGAGUUAAAAGUUGACCAUGCGAAGAUAUACAAUGUUGAGGGAUUAGGUUCGGAUGAAGCUCUUGAGCUCUUUCAUUCGCAUGCUUUUGGAAAUAAGUCUCCAACAAUAGAUCAUCCCGAGUUGUCAAGAGAGGUAGUGGAUUAUAUUAAGGGCAUUCCAUUAGCUGUUAAAGUUAUGGGGUCCUCAUUCCGUCAUUGCAAGAGCAAACAAGAGUGGGAAGUUCAAUGGAAAAAAGUGAAACGAGUUCCAAUCGGAGAAAUCCAGGAAGUAUUGAGAGUAAGUUACGAUGGAUUAGAUGACAAUGAGAAGGAGAUAUUUCUUGAUAUAGCAUGUUUUCAUAAAGGCCGUAGGAGGAAUGAUGUAGAAAUAAUGUUAGAUGGUUGUGGUUUCUUUGGGGCAGUGGGAAUCAAUGACCUUAUUGAUAUGUCUCUCAUAUCAAUUUCAUAUUCCUGCGAAAAGUGGGAAGAUAAGUUAGAAGCACGGAUAGAGAUGCAUGAUUUGGUGCAAGAAAUGGGUAGAGCAACAAGAGAUGGACGUGUUCAAGCAAUAUCCGUUGACUUGUCUAAGACUAAAAACCUACACUUGGAGUUGAAACAUGCAAAAUUCAAAAAGAUGUAUCAACUGAGAUUCCUAUGUGUCAGUUGUUAUCUUCCAUCGAUUGUUUCCCUUGAUCUUCCCAAUUCUCUUAGAUUUCUUAGCUGGGACUCUUAUCCUUUGAAAUCUUUGCCAUCAAAAUUUUCUGCUCAAAACCUUGUUGUCCUUGAUAUGUCAUCCCACAAAGUUGGAGCGCAACUUUGGAAUGAAGACCAGAGUCCUGUGAACUUAAAACGGAUUAGUCUUGCUUUCUCCGAACAUCUAAUUGAAGUUCCAAAUCUCUCUCGGAGUCUAAAUAUUGAGCGUAUAAAUCUGCGAGGCUGUGAAAGUUUGGUUGAAAUUCCUUCGUAUUUUCAACAUCAUAGCAAGCUUACGUAUCUUGACCUUGCGGUAUGCUACAAACUCAAAAAUCUUCCUGAGAUGCCAUGCAAUCUUGAAUUCUUAAAUUUGUCUUACACAGCAAUAGAGGAAUUGCCUUCAUCAGUUUGGUCUCACAAAAAGAUAUCUCACUUAGAUAUUAGAUAUUGUAAACACCUUAAGAGUCUUCCAAGCAACAGUUGUAAGCUGAAACUCUCGAGUUCUUUUAGUCUAUAUGGCUGCGAAUCUCUUUGCGACUUUUGGGAGCUUCCCAGGGAUCCAACAGUGCUAGAGUUUAGUAGUACAACAAUAAAAGAAUUGAGGAAUACAUCAAUAGAGUCUGUUGUUGGUCUCACUGCAAUUAAACUGAUCGAUUGCAAAAGCCUUGUGAGUCUCCCAACGAACAUUUGGAAGUUGAAAUAUCUGGAGAGCCUUGAUCUCGGUGGUUGCUCUAACUUUCAACACUUCCCAGAAAUCUCGGAGGUUAUGAAACAUCUGGAGUUUCUAAAUUUAUCAGGUACAAUGGUUAAAGAGGUAUCCCCAUCAAUUAGAAAGCUAGUUGCGCUUCAAAAAUUACGCCUGAUUGAGUGCAGCAUACAAGAAAUUCCUGAUGACCUCUUUUGCUUAACCUCAUUACAAGAGUUAAAUAUGAGUUUCACCGAAAUUAAGAGCAUACCUGCAAGCGUCAAACAAGCUACUCAACUGUCUCUCCUGUUCCUCAACGGUUGCAAGAGCCUUGAAUCUUUACCAGAGUUCCCCCCAUUGCUACAACAUCUUGAAGCAAAUGGUUGCACGUCACUGAAGACAGUGUCAAGUUCAAGCACUGCAAUCACACAAGGUUGGGAAGAAUAUAUAUUUUAUCUUGGGCUUUAUGAGAAACAUAUAUUUUCUGUUUGCCCAAAGUUGGAUGAGAAUGCACGAAGCAACAUAAUGGGUGAUGCACAACUCAGAAUUAUGCGAAUGGCAACUGCAUCGUCAAAGUUUAAAGAAUACAAAAUUGAACAACCAUCAUAUGGUUUAGAUAAUAGCUAUGAUGAUUAUGAGGAAUUUUUACGCAAGAGAUCUUUUGUUGCCAUUAGAUGUUUUGGGAAUGAAAUUCCAAAUUGGUUCAGCCAUAAAAGUGAGGGAUGUUCAAUAAAGAUUGAGCUUCCUCCUGAUUGGUUUAGCACAGAUUUCUUGGGUUUCGCUCUAUCUCUUGUUGUUGCAGGCGCUGCUCUUGGGAUUCAUAGCAUUGAAUGCAAGUACAACUUCAAAACUAGUUAUGGUGAAAGCCAUGAAGUCAACCAUUCUUUGUGUAGACUGCAAACUUCCUGUAGAAGUAGAGAUUCACAUGAGCUGUUUAGGUGGUGGUAUAGUAAUGUCUUUGAAGAAGUUGUAAAGGGAGCUCAAUGCCCCGCUGCGUUUUACAAACUUGUUACGGAGGUCAAUGUUCACUUCACCGUAUGGGGUUGGUAUGGCCCCAAACUCUUUUUGAAGGUGGAAAAGUGUAGGAUAUGUAUGUUGUAUGGCAAAGAUGUUGAGAUGAUAAAGCAGAGGGCUUUGUAG